AUGAUCUGUCAGAUAUUUUAAAAUACUUUUAGGAACACAAAUACAACUCUGUAAAUUAAUUGUGAAAAACAGUAUGGAGAAAGCAUAGAAAGAAACAACAAAAAAAAAGAAACUAUUGCCCUGUCACCACGAUUUUUCUUUUGUGCUAAAAUUUCUGAUGCAAUACACGAUUUUAAUUAAACUCACAUUUUCGGAAUAAGUUUAAAUUGAAUUGAUUCAUUAAUAUAAAAAACUGAAAGAUGGAAGCAGAAGACGGUUUUGAUCCAACACUGCUUAAAAUGAAAAAGAAAAAGAAGAAGACCUUUGAUUUGGAUGCAGCUUUAGGUCUCGAUGAAGGUAAUAAGAAGGAAGAAUCCAAAGAUGAACAAACAGCUGAUGCUGGCAAUGAAUUUGAUGACAACCUAGAUUUAGAAAGUUUUGGUAAAAAAAAGAAAAAGAAGAAGAAGCCUUUCAACUUAGACGAGUUAGAAGGUGCAUUGCCUUCUAAAGAAGGUGCCGAUGAAGGUAAUAUUAUAAUGGAAGAACCGGAUGACGACAUCAACUUGGACAUGGACUUCUCAAUGGCGAAAAAGAAGAAGAAAAGUAAAAAGAAGGACCUUGACGAACUAUUUGCUGACAAAUUAGAUGAGGAGAAAUCAGACGACAAAGAAAACGUUGAAGAUAAUAGUUCAACUUGGGCUGGAUCUGAUCGCGAUUACACAUAUGACGAAUUGCUUAAACGUGUUUUUGACAUAAUUCUAGAUAAAAAUCCCGACAUGGCGGCUGGCCGUAAACCAAAAUUCGUUAUGCGUCCUCCACAAGUUUUGCGUGUCGGUACAAAAAAGACUUCAUUUGCAAAUUUCAUGGAUAUUGCUAAAACUCUUCAUCGCCUGCCCAAACAUUUGUUAGACUUUUUACUAGCUGAAUUAGGUACUAGCGGCUCAAUGGACGGUAAUCAACAGCUUAUUAUUAAAGGUCGCUUCCAGCCUAAACAGAUUGAGAAUGUGCUGCGUCGUUACAUCAAAGAAUAUGUGACUUGUCAUACAUGCCGUUCACCUGAAACAAUAUUACAGAAGGACACCCGCCUUUUCUUCCUGCAAUGCGAGUCAUGCGGCUCACGUUGUUCGGUGGCCAGCAUAAAGUCUGGUUUUCAAGCUGUCACUGGCAAACGUGCUGCAAUCAGAGCGAAAACAACAUAGAUUACGCAGUUUUAGUAGUUCCAAUGUAGUGUUUGUAUUUUUAAUUUUUUUUUUUUUGAAUAAUUGGCAGAAAAUUUUAUUUGAAAAUUACAUUGCAAAAAUUC
This is a messenger RNA of Teleopsis dalmanni, 1282 nucleotides long. RefSeq names its product eukaryotic translation initiation factor 2 subunit 2 (gene eIF2beta). The transcript has 3 exons. Gene Ontology annotation, molecular function: translation initiation factor activity; mRNA binding; translation initiation factor binding. The record is from RefSeq and is a predicted model, not a curated record. Bases 240 to 1178 code for a protein of 312 amino acids. Gene Ontology annotation, cellular component: eukaryotic translation initiation factor 2 complex. Gene Ontology annotation, biological process: formation of cytoplasmic translation initiation complex; formation of translation preinitiation complex; translational initiation. NCBI's taxonomy places the organism in Eukaryota, Metazoa, Arthropoda, Insecta, Diptera, Diopsidae.